CUGACAGCGACCACGAUGGGGCUCGCUCGACAGGCGGACGAGAGAGGCAGGGCGGCUCGACAAGACGACUCGCUGGGUGAAGACGUCAGACGGCUCAUGCGCUCGUUCGCGAUUAAGGAGAGGGACGACCAGACGUACAUUUUUUGCCCCGGUCCCACCACCCCGUCGGAACAGGGACAAAGCCGUAAACUCCGCCCCAUUCCCCGUUCCGGCCCUACCCGCGCGCGCUCUCUCUCUCUCUCUCUCUUCUUGCUGCUCCGUUUCGUCUCCACGACUCCACUAGCUCUUGGCCUACUGCAACUCCCAUCCCCACGCGACGCAGCCCUCCUCUGCUCCCUCAGAUAUCCGAGAUCUCGCCUCGCCAGCGAGCGACGGAGUGAGAGGCCGGCGAUGGGGAACUGCUGCUCCGACGAGAUGGGCCACGCUGGCUCCCACUCGGUGGGCCCCGCCUCCGCCUCCGCCUCGGCCGCCGCCUCUGCCGUGGCCGACCGCUUCCUCCGCUCCCGUGGCGCCGGCGCGUCCACGCAGCUCGAGCUAUCUCUCUCUGCAUCAAAAUUGGGCGAUCAAGAAUACUUUCCCAAGAGUAAUCCCAUGAUGAUCGUGUAUUCUAAAAGGAAAGAUGGAGCACUUGAAGAACUUGGGCGUAGUGAAGUAAUUUUUAAUUCUCUGAACCCAUCUUGGGCUACAAAAAUCAGUGUGCAUUACCAGUUUGAGGUUCUUCAGCCAUUGGUUUUUCAGGUUUAUGACAUUAGCCCACAGUUCCAUGAUGUCAAUGACAAGAUCCUUAAGCUGGAGGAGCAAGUGUUUCUUGGAGAGGCUACCUGUCUUUUGUCCGAGGUUAUGACAAAACGGAACAGACUGCUGACUCUGAAGCUUGGUGUCUCUGAACAUAGUUUGCCAAAUCCUAGUAAAUUUGGUGAGCUAACUGUUCAGGCUGAAGAAAGUGCAGGUUCAAAAGCAAUAAUGGAGAUGGUAUUCCGCUGUUCAGAUCUUGAAAUCAAAGAUCUUCUCUCAAAGAGUGAUCCUUUCUUGCUAAUAUCUAGAAUAUCAGAUAAUGGAAUGCCUGUUCCAAUUUGCAAGACAGAAGUAAGGAAGAAUGAUCUCAAUCCUAGGUGGAAGCCAGUUGUUCUGAAUCUCCAACAGAUUGGAAGUAAGGAGAACCCUCUAAUUAUAGAGUGCUUUAACUUCAGUAGCAAUGGAAAACAUGACCUAGUCGGCAAGAUAGUAAAAUCAGUUGCAGAAUUGGAAAACAUAUACCAUAGUCAGAAUGGUGAAAAUUUCUUUGUUCCUGGCAGCACUGCUCAUGAAUGUCACAGUAAGGAGGUGCUGAAGAGUCAAGUAUAUGUGGAGAAAUAUGUCGAGAGCAAUAGACAUACCUUUCUAGAUUAUAUUUCUGCUGGGUGCCAGUUGAAUUUUAUGGUAGCCAUAGAUUUCACAGCUUCAAAUGGAAAUCCGCGACUUCCGGAUUCCUUGCAUUAUAUUGACCCCUCCGGUCGGCCAAAUGUAUAUCAGAAGGCAAUACUAGAAAUUGGAGAUGUUCUACAGUAUUAUGACACAGCUAAGCGUUUCCCCUCUUGGGGCUUUGGAGCAAGACCUAUUGAUGGUCCUGUUUCCCAUUGUUUCAACUUGAAUGGCAGCACUUAUCAACCUGAGGUUGAUGGAAUACAAGGAAUUAUGACAGCUUAUAUCAGUGCACUUCGUAAUGUAUCACUGGCUGGUCCUACUCUCUUUGAUGAGCUGAUUAGCACCGCUACGACAAUAGCUAGCCAAUCUGCUGCUGGCAAUCAACAGAAAUACUUUAUUUUGUUAGUAGUCACUGAUGGUGUAGUGACUGAUUUUCAAGAGACUAUUGAUGCAAUCAUAAAGGCAUCCGAUUUUCCUUUAUCCAUCAUUGUUAUUGGAGUUGGUGGGGCUGAUUUCAAGGAAAUGGAGUUUCUAGAUCCAAAUAAAGGAGAGAGGUUGGAAAGCUCAACAGGGAGAGUUGCAUCAAGGGAUAUGAUACAGUUUGCCCCGAUGAAGGAUGUACACGGCAGUGGGAUAUCAACAAUCCAGUCACUUCUUGCCGAGAUACCAGGGCAAUUCAUGACAUACAUGAGAACAAGAGAGAUUCAAGCAAUUAGUUAGUAUAUGAUGCCAUCUUUCAGUAGAAGAUAAUUCUUUCCAUGUUCUUUCAGCAUGCGUGUUAAAAAGCAAGAUGGAUUGUAUGGAUGUGUUAAAGGUAGAUGAGAGAUUGAUCUCCUGGAUAUGAUAGCCAACAUCAAAUUUAGUGAGUUGAGGUAAGAACUGCAAGGCCUGCGGAUUGAAGAAUGUUGUUUGUGAAGAGCCAUUUGUAUCUCAGGCCAUCUUAGUUUCUUGUCAAGUUUUACCAAACUUUGUUCUGUUUGAGUUCUGGGACUCCUUAGGGUAGCAAUUCGUUAUUGGAAAGAGCUCAUCUUUUUUUGUACCUAUUUGUUAGAUAUGACAUUAGGGUUUUGAACCUUGUUUUAUCCGUAGGUACAUGGUAAUCGGAAGAAACUUUAUGUUAUGUGCAUUCAUUUUUUUUUUCAA
This is a messenger RNA of Phragmites australis (common reed), 2547 nucleotides long. Its product is annotated as protein BONZAI 1-like. The transcript is spliced from 16 exons. Gene Ontology annotation, molecular function: calcium-dependent phospholipid binding. Gene Ontology annotation, cellular component: plasma membrane. The coding region runs from base 16 to 2124 and encodes 702 amino acids. Gene Ontology annotation, biological process: cellular response to calcium ion. Lineage: Eukaryota; Viridiplantae; Streptophyta; Magnoliopsida; Poales; Poaceae. The record is from RefSeq and is a predicted model, not a curated record.